AUUACCGCCAUCCAACCGGGUAACAAGCCACCAAAUUGUGAGUUCUCCGAGGAAAUUGCAGAUGAACCAUGGGUUUAUAAUUACAAUUCGAUUUUGUCCAUCCACGCUUGGGCUUACCUGCUUUGAUAACCCUAAACGUAUAAUCGAGAAUACGUACGUUCACAUGAAACCCAGCGCUCGGAUCGAGUUCCACGAAGGGUCCGCCGAUAUCAGUAGUUACAGUAACGCCUUUGAGGGUAAUAUUCCUACUCGGCAAUGGGCAGACACUGACAAAAAGGGUCGGAGUGGAAAACAAUGGUGGAUUGAGGCUGGCUGGAAGCUCAUUAUAUACCAAUGGUACGGACUAGCCCCCGUCAAAGGAUUGAGCUGGAAAAUGUUUGGUGGAUUGGGUAUGACUUCAGAUGAGAUCGAGGUUCCUGGGAAAAAUAUCAGGAAGCAUGUUCUUAAGAGGGAUUCAAGCCUUAGCUACAUUUGUGUCGUUCGGAUGGCAUCGAAUAAUCCCUAUGUGUAUAUCGGCCUUAGUGACCCAGACAAGUCAAGAAAGAGAGGCCUUACGACAAGACCUCGCUUUCGUGGGCAACAACAUUUCAAUUUGGAUGAUACUUUCAUGUCAAUGCCGGCUGUAGAGAAUCUGCAGUCUACCGCAAACCAGUGGUCUGCAACACACUCAGAAGCCUGCGCUCUUAUGUGA
This is a messenger RNA of Truncatella angustata, 691 nucleotides long. RefSeq lists its product as uncharacterized. The transcript is spliced from 5 exons. Bases 62 to 691 code for a protein of 209 amino acids. The record is from RefSeq and is a predicted model, not a curated record. Lineage: Eukaryota; Fungi; Ascomycota; Sordariomycetes; Amphisphaeriales; Sporocadaceae.